This is a messenger RNA of Bacillus rossius redtenbacheri, 2858 nucleotides long. RefSeq names its product BTB/POZ domain-containing protein 9 (gene BTBD9). Gene Ontology annotation, biological process: modulation of chemical synaptic transmission; circadian behavior; adult locomotory behavior. Gene Ontology annotation, cellular component: cytoplasm. Gene Ontology annotation, molecular function: protein binding. The transcript is spliced from 10 exons. The record is from RefSeq and is a predicted model, not a curated record. Lineage: Eukaryota; Metazoa; Arthropoda; Insecta; Phasmatodea; Bacillidae. The coding region runs from base 151 to 1977 and encodes 608 amino acids.
UGUGUGGUGAUUGGCCAACCCGCAUGAACUUGUUUUGAAAAUAUGGCGUCAAAUGUGCCAUAGUGACGUAAGGUGUUCUGGCAAAUUCCCAUCUGCCCAAUUAUAUAUUGAGGUCAUCUGUAUUUUAAAUUUUGGAAUUUCUGAGUGGCCAUGAGCAGCCACCACCAUUGUCUUGGGCUGAAUGCACCAAACGGAGAAAUUCACCACAUUAAGUUCUUGUCAGAACACAUCGGCGCCCUUUAUUUAAAUGACGAAUACAGUGAUGUUGUUUUGAAGAUCGAAGGUCAGCCUUUCCAUGGACACAAAGCAAUCCUGGCGGCUCGAAGUGAAUAUUUCAGGGCUCUUCUUUUCGGAGGGAUGCGAGAAUCUCAGCAAAGUGAAAUAGAACUAAAAGGAACGACACUCGCGGCUUUCAAAUGCUUGCUGAAGUACAUCUACACUGGCCACAUGUCGCUUACGAGUUUGAAGGAAGACGUGAUCCUGGACGUGCUGGGGCUGGCCCACCAGUACGGCUUCGUGGACCUGGAGGCGUCCGUGUGCGACUACCUGCGCGACGCGCUGCAGGUGCGCAACGCCUGCGCCGUGUUCGACGCGGCGCGGCUGUACCGGCUGGAGCGCCUCGCCGAGGUGUGCCGCGACUUCCUGGACCGCCACGCGGCGGAGAUCAUCCGCCACGACUCCUUCCUGCAGCUCUCCCCGGACGCGGUGAAGGAGCUGACGAGCCGCGACUCGUUCUUCGCGCCCGAGGCGGACAUAUUCCGGGCGCUGCGGGACUGGGUGGCGGCCAACCCGGGCUGCGGGCAGGCGGGGGAGAUGGUGGGCGCGGUGCGGCUGCCCCUCAUGUCGCUGGCGGAGCUGCUGACGGUGGUGCGCCCCACGGGGCUGGUGGGGCCCGAUGCCAUCCUGGACGCCAUCCACCAGGGCUCGCAGCUGCGCGACUCGGAGCUCGCCCACCGCGGCCGCCUGCUGCCGGAGGAGAACGUGGCGCAGCCCCGGCACGGCACGCAGGUGCUGCAAGGAGAGAUGCGCAGCGCGCUGCUGGACGGCGACUGCAGCAACUACGACAUGGAGCGCGGCUACACGCGCCACGCCAUCAACGAGAGCGGCGACCCGGGCAUCCUCGUCAAGCUGGGCACGCAGAGCAUCGUCAACCACAUCAAGAUGCUGCUGUGGGACCGUGACGAGAGGUCGUACUCGUACUACAUCGAGGUGUCGGUGGACCAGAAGGACUGGGUGCGGGUGGUGGACCACACCAAGUACUACUGCCGCUCCUGGCAGUUCCUGCGCUUCCCGGCCCGAGUGGUGCGCUACAUCCGGGUGGUGGGCACCUACAACACCGUCAACAAGGUGUUCCACGUGGUGGCCCUGGAGGCCAUGUACACCCACGCCGAGGUCUCGCUCGACCAGGGCCUGAUCGUGCCGAAGGAGAACGUGGCGACGGUGGAGCGGAGCGCCACGGUGAUCGAGGGCGUGAGCCGGGUGCGCAACUCGCUGCUCAACGGGGACGUGCACAACUACGACUGGGACUCGGGCUACACGUGCCACCAGCUGGGCAGCGGCGCCAUCCUGGUGCAGCUGGGCCAGCCCUACAUGAUCCACAGCAUGAGGCUGCUGCUGUGGGACAUCGACGGCCGCAGCUACCACUACUACGUGGAGGUGUCGGUGAACAUGUGGGACUGGGUGGUGGUGGCCGACAAGACGCGCGAGAGCUGCGAGUCCUGGCAGCUGCUCACCUUCAAGCCGUGCCCCGUGGUCUUCAUACGCAUUGUGGGCACGCACAACACCUCCAACGAGGUGUUCCACUGCGUGCACUUGGAGUGCCCCGCGCAGUGCGACGGCCCGCCCGAGCCCGCCCCGGCCCAGGACGCGGCCGUGCCCGUCAGCACGGCAGGCGCCGGCGCCACCAGCGCCACCGUCACCGUGGUCGCCACCAGCGCCACCGCCACGGCCGACCAGCAGGCGGACGAGGACUCGUGAUCGCGAGGCCCCGGGCUCGUCUCCCCCUGCUGCCGCUUCCUGUGCGUGACGUGAGCUCCGGGCGGCCCCUGCUCCGCGUGGCCUCGCGGGAGUUCAUAUUGUACCAUAGUAGAGUAGCCCUUGCGUGUACGUGUACAUUAUAUGAUACUUUGUACCUGAUCGAGAGUGAUGUGUGUUUUUAAUUGUUCCCAUCUUCAUACUGCGAGGGAAUGUAGUUUGUUGGUUGGGUAACUAUUCUGUAGCAGCAUCACAUUCAGAAACAACUAAAUUUUUUUGUUUUAUUUUGUUGAAAUAUAAGUUUAGGGUCUGUUAAGUAUAUAUUUUUAUUGACAUUUUAAAUUUAUGCAGUUUCACAAUAGAGUAAAUUCCUAAAAAAUAGAAAAUGCAUUUUGUUCCUUGAAAACCAGGAAAUGUGCAUGAAUAUAAUCCGAUUUUGGUGGUCACACCGAAUACGUGCACAGUUAGUACCUGGUGAGACAGGAUCUGGAGUGAGAUACUGCAAGCAAGAGCAGGAGCACAGGACUGGAGUGAGAUCACGGGAAAAGCAAGAACGAGAUGGUAUGGCCAUGUGCAGAGAAUGGGAGAAGACAGGCUGCCCGGGAAAAUGACAGGGUUGAAGUACACAGGAAGAAGACCCCAAGGAAGACCGAGGAGGAGGUGGGAAGAGCAGAUAGUUAAAGGAGUACAGGAGAGAAGAGAAGAAUGGAACAGAGUGGAGGAGGAAUGGUGAAGUGAGAGAUGAAGAUGUAGGUAUUUUACUUUGCUGACCCGGUCACAGGCUGGAAGCAGUUGAGGAUGAUGAUUUAUAAAGAAUCAAUGUAUUUAAAAAUGUAUACUAUUUAAAUAAAUUAAUGUUUUAUAAUAAAGACUUCAACAUUUGA